Molecule: messenger RNA, 2680 nt
Organism: Neogale vison (American mink)
Lineage: Eukaryota; Metazoa; Chordata; Mammalia; Carnivora; Mustelidae
Gene: SDCCAG8
Product: SHH signaling and ciliogenesis regulator SDCCAG8
Exons: 13
Coding region: 30-1853 (607 amino acids)
Biological process (GO): centrosome cycle; establishment of cell polarity; neuron migration
Cellular component (GO): centriole; centrosome
Source: RefSeq, a predicted model, not a curated record
GGUCCCCCGCGAGCUCUGUCCGGGGUUCCAUGCUCCCCAAUGACAGCAGCGGCAGGAAGCAGGCGGGCGCUUCUCCGGGGCCUCCUGUUCCCCGAGGGGCGACACUGGACAGUUCCCCACGUGACUCCCAUCCCUUGGUCCCAGGUCUGUGCAUGGCGAAGUCUCCGGAGAACUCUACCCUGGAGGAGAUUCUGGGGCAGUAUCAACGGAGUCUCCGGGAGCGUGCGAAUAGAAGCAUUCACCAGCUGCAGAGCGCCUUGAGAGAAGGCGACGGUGGUGUUGGAGAAGGCGCACCAGACGCCCCGUGUGGCGCCGGCGAGGAAAGUGAGGACCCUGGGGCAGCCUGGCAGGAGCUGCAGUACAGCCAUGCCGUCAAUCAGCUCAAAGCUCUGUUGCGCCAACAGGCAACUAAGGAAAGUGAGGUGUCUCCAUCGAGAAGGCGAAAUGCGUCCCCUCUGAGGUCAUCAGAGUCCGAGGAAGCCAAUAUGCCUACUGUAUACAAUCUUGUUCCUAUCGUCAAUGACCAGUCUCAAUACAUUCAUCAUUUAGAGGCAGAAGUCAAGUUCUGCAAGGAGGAACUCUCUGGAAUGAAAAAUAGGGUUCAAGUAGUUGUGCUUGAAAAUGAAAGGCUCCAACAAGAGCUGAAAUCUCAGAGACAAGAGGAAGCAAUGAGGGAACAAACACUUCUGGAUGCAUCUGGAAACCUGCAGAAUUCUUGGAUUACAACAGGCAACGGCUCUGGGAUGAAUGAAGGUGCCAAGGGGCGAUUCUCCCAGGGCAAUGCAGAUGCAGUCAAAGGUCCAUCAGCUGGUGAGGCUGAGAAAUGGAAGCUAGAGCUGGAGAAGCUAAAACUUACUUAUGAAGAGAAGGGUGAGAUCCUGGAAUCGCAAUUGAAAAUCUUGAGGAAAGACCUAGCUGAAUAUCAGAAAAACUGUGAAGAUCUUAAGGAGCGACUAAAGCAUAAAGAGUCUCUUCUCGCUGCUAAUAUGUCUAACCGUGUGGGUGGCCUUUGUUUGAAAUGUGCUCAGCACGAAGCUGUUCUCUCCCAAACCCAUAGUAACGUUCAUGUGCAGACCAUUGAGAGACUGACCAAGGAGAGGGAUGACUUAAUGUCUGCGCUGGUCUCCGUCAGGAGCAGCUUGACAGAUGUGCAGCAGAGAGAAGCCGGGGCUUAUGAGCAGGUGAAACAGGCCAUGCACAUGACCGAGGAGGCCAACUUCGAGAAAACCAAGGCUUUAAUCCAGUGUGAGCAGUUGAAGAACGAACUGGAAAGGCAGACAGAGCGACUGGAAAAAGAACUCGCGUCUCAGCAAGAGAAAAGGGCCUUUGAGAAGGAGGCAAUGAGAAAAGAAAUAACAAAGGAACGGGAGGACCUGGGAUCAAAGAUGUUGUCCCUGUCUCAAAACAUUGCCCAACUGGAGGCCCAGGUUGAAAAGGUUACGAGAGAGAAGAUUUCAGCUAUUAAUCAGCUUGAGGAAGUUCAAAACCAGCUUGCUUCCAAAGAAAUGGAUGUCACAAAGGUGUGUGGGGAAAUGCGCUAUCAGUUGAAUAGAACCAAAAUGGAGAAGGAUGAGGCAGAGAAGGAACACAGAGAGUACAGAACAAAAACUAAAAGGGAUCUUGAAAUUAAAGAUGAGCAUUGCACGAGUUACUACUUUGGAGUUGUGGCUACAACUGAGCAGGAAGCAUCGAGGUACGGACAUCCUGGAGCAAACCAAAUAAGUAGAUCUGAAGGUUUUGGCUGGAACAGUCAGGGUGGGAAAGAAUCGGAGCUCCCGUCUACAGCAGUAGGAUUCGGCACUUUGUCCCGCACGGACUUUAGCAACACGGGAAUUGUUCCUGAAGUUCACUAGAACGAAUGAGAUUGUUGGAAGCAGCGCAUCUGUUUUGUAAAAGGAUGAGAAGAAGCCUUGCAAGUCCUAAAGGGAGGGCCUACUUAAGGCCAGAGAAACAAAAGCAAUAAAGAAAACGUGAAGAAUCGUACCUUUUUACUUAGAGAAGUCUACCACAUCGCUGUGCUGUCUUCAAGCACUUGACAGAUUCUUUGAAGGAGAAAGUUAAACACCUGCUCUAGAUCUUCCGUGUGGGCGGAAGGAAUAAGAACAGAGCAGUUUAAUCACAGCCCCUGGAAAUCCCAGUAGCCUGGAAGAAGAACUUUCUGACAGGGAGAGGGAAGGAGAUCACAGCAACGCGCCAUGGAACUUUCUUCCCUGAAAUCGCUCGUUUCAGACAAAAAUGGCAGGAUGCCAGAGGCCCAGCUCGCGGACCUGCGAGGUCCACGUCUCCCGCCGGACCGUGGAAGCACCUUCAGAAUAUCUCGGGCUCCCUGUUCAAGCGGCCAGGCGUGGCAUCCGUCUUUUCUGCUCGCAGUUUCGCACCUACACAUUAAAGCAGAAUCCUCCUCGGCUCUGCCCUGCUCCGUGUCUGCAAUGCCUCGUGCUCUCGUCAGAAGGCUUCGGGAGGAUGUGCUGAGAGAAUGGAUGGCUUCUGGAGAGCCAGACUCGAGAGACUUUUCAAGUACCACCUGCAGUCGCACUUCUGCCUCUAAGAACUGACUGGGAGAGGGGCCACUUGGGCCUGCCGUUCGCACAUGUAAUCACUCGGUCCUGGUGAUGACAGAGUCGCUCGCCACUGUUCUUCACACCCUCUUCCGCUGCUGGAAGCUUAGCGCAUCCCGCUC